AUGAAUUGUUACUUCUGCGAUCAAGCUCUACCAACGAAAGACAAACUCAAAACGCAUAUAAGCCAACAUUUGGAACGAAUAGCUUUCACCGUCCUUGCCAAACCUUAUCAGAAAUGGCACUUUUACGACGAUCUUGCCUCUGAAGGGUCAUCCGCACCUCCCAUGGAGCUGAGCGCAGAGAUCGCUCAUCUCAUUUGCAACGACUCCGUCACCACUGUGAAGCAACUACUCAAGGAUAGGAUCCUCACGAAGACACUCUGCGGAAACACCGCCUUGUGGCUGGCUUCUCAGCAUGGAAAAGAAGUGAUUGUGUGGCUGCUAAUACAGCACGAGUUCGAUGUGAACGAAAAAGAUCCACUCAGCAACGGGAAGACUGCACUCCAUUUUGCUGCCGAAGCGGGUCAUACGUCAGUUGUCGAGUUGCUUUUAAACGCCGGAUCUGAUCCGGUGGCAAAGCUUGACGAUGGCACAAUGGCGAUGUACCUUGCAGCCCAGUAUGGCCACAUUUCAACUAUUCGGAUUCUGUGGGAGCACCAGAAGGAACGUCUUCGAGAUGGGAUCAAGAAUGACUUGCACCAGGCCUGGAUCUUCGCAGCAGAACACGGCCAUUCUGCAUGUCUGGGAGCAUUGAAAUCAAUUUUUGAAGAAUGUUACUCCAGAAAUCUGCUUAGCAAAUGGGACCUGCGCUAUUCUCUUCCAGAAUGGAUCUGUGACGGGGUUGAGGCAGCUCUUGAGAAAAACAUGCAGAGCACUAUUGAAGAGAUCACUAGUUACGCCUGGAACCCUCCACGAUUACUUGAUUACUUACGGUCCGAGACAUCCUCAAGGACAGUUCGUUGGGUCUGGUUGUCGCUCGGAAAGAGCGCGCUAAGCCAUUUCAUUCUAUCAAACCCUUGGCUGGAGCGAGACUGGCUUCCCACAGAUCCCUCAUUUCCUGACGGCCUAACCGAUGAAGCCUUCAGGGAUAUCAGCAACACCCUCCUCAUCACGGCACAGGAUCCGCCGGGACUACCGUCCCGAUAUAGGAAGAAACUGGUCAUCCCUGAUGUCGAUCACCUGCAGACGCUUCUAAAACAACAUCCCGAGUUCAUACAGUUGAUAUACCUGGAUCUUGCCAGAGAAGGUGAUUGGUAUGCUAUGGUUGCAUUGCUGGUAAAGAAUCUGACACCCCAUCCGAAAACCCUAACUACCCUGGUUGAAAAUAAAGAACAGGGAGUCGCCGAUCUUAUCAAAUACUUCUCGUCGCACUUCAGCGAGAUUGAUAGGCUCACCGCGCUUCUUUCUGCCGUCAGGAAACGUGAUUUCAACAUUAUCAAGUUGUUUAUUAAAGCUGGUUCUCUCCCGACCUUGCCCUCCGCCGAAGCAGACAAGUUACUGUUAGCAUGUGCUAAAACAGGAUUCAGGCGCCUGCUCAAAGAACUACUCAACCAGGGAACUCCGUUGUUCUCUGCCGCUGGAAUAGCUGCUGCAAAGUCCGCUGCGAAUGGGUACCCUGAGUGGGCAGAGCUACUGGAUCAUUUCCAACCUUUGCGAGUAGCGACAUAA
Messenger RNA from Fonsecaea multimorphosa CBS 102226, 1545 nucleotides. RefSeq lists its product as uncharacterized. Gene Ontology annotation, molecular function: protein binding. The record is from RefSeq and is a predicted model, not a curated record. NCBI's taxonomy places the organism in Eukaryota, Fungi, Ascomycota, Eurotiomycetes, Chaetothyriales, Herpotrichiellaceae. The transcript has a single exon. The coding region runs from base 1 to 1545 and encodes 514 amino acids.